This is a messenger RNA of Brassica rapa (field mustard), 23740 nucleotides long. RefSeq names its product replication protein A 70 kDa DNA-binding subunit D-like. The record is from RefSeq and is a predicted model, not a curated record. Lineage: Eukaryota; Viridiplantae; Streptophyta; Magnoliopsida; Brassicales; Brassicaceae.
GUUUAAACAUUACAAAUCAAAAUUAUAUGUAAUUUUCAAAAAAAAAUUGAACUUAUUGGGAAUUACUAAUCCAUGAACAAAUCUUUAGGUAAAAAUUUGAUCGUUCGGGUUAGAGAAGGAUAUCGAUCGCUUACUUCUAGUUUCCGGCUUUCAGGGCAGAUGAUUCCUCUCGUCUUUAGGUACAAAAUGAAAAAAAUUCAGAUAAAUAUAUAAAUAUUCAUAUAUCUCACAAUAUAGUUGAAUCUUCCUAAAUAUAAGAGAAAGAUGAAGCAUUCUAAUAUAUGUUAGAAUCUUCUUCCCAUUUUACUUGUGUCCAUGCUCGGCAUAAUACAUCCUCCAUGGUUAUGCACUAGUUCUUUGUCAGCUCUUUGUAUAGGUCCACAUCAUGAAGCAUGCCUCUUUUGUGGUGCAGAUGGUUGUCAAGGUGUUUCAUCCGGGGAUGUAUACUUUUUCCUUGCUGAAGUGUGUUGAGUAGUUACGCAAAGGUUCAUCUUGAUGUUGUAGGAUCUUGUAUAGAUCGUCAUCCGUUUUUUCUAUGAUUUUUCUGCUCAAAACUGAUCGGUUAGGGUUGCGAAGGAGUGUAUCGAUCCAUCAGGCAAGUUGAUGUACCACCAGUGGCGGAGGUAGUUAAGGGUGAGGUGGGUCAUAUGACCCAUGUGAAAUCAAGGAAUUUUUUUUUUGCUUGUGUUUUUACUGAAAAAACUGAGAAAAUAUAAUAAAAUAGGCUUAUUGACCCAUUUAAAAUAUAUGUUCACUCUAAAACUGACCCUUAUAAACAUUUUGGCUGGCUCCGCCACUGUGUACCACUGUAGGUCGAGUCCGGUCAGUUUCGAGUCAAAAAACCUUUCACAUGGUGGCUUCCUUGAGUUAUUUAUAUAUAGUUACAAUAAGCAUAUGUUGCUUAUGAUGGGCCAUUUGAUUAUCUGGAUCACUAGUUCCGUCGUACAUUCUGAUAUUUGGGAAGGAGAACUUCAUCGGCAUCUCGAUCAGGAUGAUAUCAUCCACGGAAGGAGUAUCCGCAUAGGAAUAAGGAGCACUUCUCCUGAUCGGGGGAAUGACACAUGGAAGCCUUUCUAUCAGUCAUUAGACUGCUUUGAAUGUCUUGGAGAAGGCUUCUUCCAUGUAAGUCGUUUCUUGAUUUCUUUGCAGAGUGUCUGCUUCCUGCAUAUCCGUGUAUUUGUCCAUGUUGGAAUCAUCAUCAUCUUCAGUCGGGUUUCCUCGGUUAAUGUCAGCAGUAUUGCCCCUUCAGUCGAAUCGUGUUGUGUCCCUCAACUAGAGUAUCCAAGGGCUGCAUAAGCCAAAUGUGGAUUCGAAACUUGCAUCAUUUCUUUCUUACAUUGUUAAGUGUUGAGGGCUGAGUUUUCCUCUCGGAGAACUAGGUUCUCGCCUUCGAGAUAUGAUAGCUCAUGGAUGCUCUGCUCAAACAGUUUGGAUUAUUCUUCCAUCUUUUAUUUCAGGAUUUGAAUCUAUGAGAUGAUUACUGAAUUAUCCGUAGGGGUGUUGCUAUUUUUGGGCUGCAUUCAUCUCGUUUUUUUUUUGCAUAGCUUUUUGCUGGGCUCGUAAGUCAAUUUUGGCCGAGGUGGCUAAAGAGUGCUUUAAAUUAUAUUAUCCCGUGACAUCGCGGGAAGUCAUCUAGUACGAAAGUAGAUACGAGAAUAUUAGAGUAGAUACGGGAAUAUCAGAGAUGAUCUUCCAAUGCCCACCCUUCAAUUAGCCUCACCAUAUAUUUAGGAUAUGAAUGGUGACCAGGGAACGGCGAGGAAUAAUGUAUUCCUUAACGUUCCUAAAAAAAAUCACCAUUCACAAGGAAUAAUAAUUUCCUCUCAUUCCCUUUCAUUCUUUUUUUUGUAGAGAAUUAAAGAACAAAAUUGUUCAUUGAUAAAAUUGAUAAGGAACAACCAUUCCUUUUCAUUCAUGCUAUUUUAUUCCCGAACAUUCCUUUUUUAUUCGUUCCUCUUGUUUCUCGAAUGGUCACCAGUCAGACCCUUAAGGUAUGAAUGGUGACCAGGAAACGGCGAGGAAUAAUGCAUUCUCUAACGUUCCUACAAAAAAUCACCAUUCACAAGGAAUAAUAAUUCCCUCUUAUUCCCUUUCAUUCUUUUUUUUGGGUAGAAAACUAAAGAACAAAAUUAUUCCUCCUUAAAUUUGAUAAGAAACAACUAUUCAUUUUCAUUCCUACUAUUUUAUUCCCGUACAUUCAUUUUUUAUUUGUUCAUCUUGUUUCCCAAAUGAUCACCAGUUAGACUCUUAAUAUAAUUAGUACUAGAACAGUCAGUCACCUAGUUUAUACGGGUUCUAGAUGUCCGAGACCCUUGCAUAAUGUGCAAUCUGUCAAAAGACUACCAUACUAAAAAGACUAACUACAACUCAUUCUUAUGUAAUAAUGUAUAUGUUAUUUGAUCUUUCUAUAUAGAUAUUUCGAUUGUGACAAAAAAAAUAAUAUAUAUAUAUAUAUAGAUAUUUCGAUCGACAUAAUACGAAAUAGAGUUACGUAUAAAUGGUAAAAUAUUUUGUUGGAAUAUCCCGUUUUUAGGUAUUCAAAGGGCACUGUCUCUUAAAACAAACAAGGUAAACUCACUUGGGACACUUCAAAAGAUUCCAUGUAUUAUUAUUUUUUUGUACUUACUUCUUACGAAAUCGCUGUCUUCAGUAAAGACUCACUUGUAUGUUUUUGGGUUUUUUUUUUUGGAAAAGACGACUCACUUAUAUAUUUCAUUUCUUAGAUAACUAUUAUUUUUCUUUUUUUUUUUGGUAAAUUAAAUAAAAUUUAUUUUUUUGGUUUUUUUCACUAUUAUUUUUAUUCUUAGAUAACUAUUAUUGUUUGCAUUAUGCUUGUGUCGCCAAUUAUGUAUUAUUUCGAUAAUCAAUAGUUACGAAUUUUCAUUCGCUAGUUUUAGCCAUUCUUAUUCAUUAAAGUUAUACACGACAUUGUGGUAUAUAUUAUUGUUAUAAGAGAGAUUGUAAAUAAUUGAAAAUCAUGUUCUUUUGUACAAAAAUAUAUAGAAUAAUUUUAGGAAAAUAUGCAGUACUUAAGUAUAACAAGUAUAACAUCAAGAAAUGUAAAGUGAACGACAAUUUGUAGGAAAAUGGGAACAUCUGGUUUUAGUAUUAGAGACUUUAGAUUUACAAUAAUCAUAACAUAUAAAACGUAUAGAAACUUCGAACAAAAAAAUAUAAAUACUAGGGUUGUGCAUUUUAUCAGUCAAAUUUGAUUCGAUCCGUUAUUUAUUUCGAGUCGAAUAAAAAAUCUGGAUAUCCAUAAACUACUGAGUAAGACAAAUACUAAAAACCAAUAUCGGUUAAAACAAAACAAAUCAUAAAUACUAAAAAAAAAUAAAAGUGGAUAUCCGCUCAGCUCAGGUAGAUAUAGAAAUACAUAUCUAUAGUCUAAAUAUAGAGUUUUAAAUAUAUAAACGUGUAUAAUUAUUAGCUUUUUUUUGAUGAAAUGUUUAAUUUAUUGAUCAGAGCAAAAGAAUGUAUAUGUACAAAAUAAUAUUCAGGACUUCAUACUACUUCAAUCUAGUGUACUAAACUGUAGAAGAAUUAAGGCAUGUGAGCUUCAACCCAGCGGCACAUCAGACCCUGCAGCUUUUGUAGUCAGACCUGUUCAGUCUGUUUUGAACCUUCGAAGUCAUUUAAUUCUUGGACUUGGAUUUACAUCUCAACAAUUUUUAGUAUGAAUUUAAUUUUCUCUCACUGUGCUUUCUUUCAUGUGUCUUUUGAUUUAGUAAAACAAAAUAUAUUUCAGAAUCAAUCGUCCAAUUUGGUUUGAGCCAAGUUUACAAAACAGUAGCAUAUGCAGUUAGUUCACUUUUUCAUGUAUCUUUUAAUUUACUAAAACAAACGUACAAUCUGAUGUAAAGAGAUUAAGAAGAGUGCUUAGUGCUUAUUAAACAAAAAAAGAAGUUCGAAUUGAACGUGGAUAGAUCCUUAGAAGUGAACAAUAGGUUAUUACUUAUAUCCCUUAUAUAUUAAUUGAGGAACAUUUGAAAAAUUAUAACCUCAAUUUUGUAUUAAUUAAAAAAUAGCCCAUCUUAGGUGUCAAUCAAUUAGGAUGUUAAAUAAGGUGACGUGUCAGCUGCAUAAUCAAUUGAGAAAUUGGUGAGUCCAUGAUUAAAUGCUAGAGAAUGUGACCAUAUCCAUCGAUAUUUAUAAAAAAGGGCUCAUGUAUUAUAACGAAAGAAACACAUAAUUUAAAAACGAUCAAACACUGUAUAAACGAAGCGUUUCAUCCUAAUAAAAAAAAGAUCAUACAGUAAAGUGGAUACUGUCGCGUGGCCACGUAUAUCGAAAGUAAUCCGUAUGGUUGUGAAGCCUUUAUUACUCAGAAUUGUUUCAUAAGAAGACGUCAUGAACAAUAAUUAGCGUAGACCAUGGAACUGUCGAAAGUUGGUUGCCAUGGCGUCAUCUAUCGUGUCUAAUUCAGACGUUGGGAUUAAGUGAUCAUGUAUCUGUUUAUAAUUAAAAGUACACAAUCAAAUUAACACGUUGCUAAGAAACCAUAGAAGUAAUGUCAAUAGUGUUCUGUAAAUAACAGAGUUUUGAUCAAGGUAAAGCUGGUGGCCGGUUUAUAAUUUUAAUUAGAACCGAACCAUAUGUGAAAUAAAACAGUCGGUAUGAGUAUUAUUUGAAUUCUCGCAAACCGGGAUUUUGACAUGGUAUAGCGUCGAAAGUUGAAUAAACUUGGCAUGCACACUUCUGGAUUAUAAGGAAAUGGAAAAAUAAAUUGAAUAUGGUAAAACUUAAUCCCCAAGGCUUGAUUAAAUAUAGAUUGGAGCACAUACGGAAAACUAAAUAUGUAAUAAUAAUGGUAUGAUUUUUAUGGCUUUUUUACAAAAAAAUAAUAAUAAUACUGGUACGCUCUUUCCUAAGAAGUCGUUAUAAUUUCCUUUAAUUCGUAGAAAAGAUAUUUUUACUUGCUAGAGGGUUCUAAAAAAAUCUAUGACGGCAAGUCCCUAAGUAAAAUGGAAAACGUUCUCACCAAGGUAAAACAUUCCAAUUUUUUUUUGGGAAUUUAGUUAAUGUUUCAUAAGUGCAAUAUUUGAUUUUUUCUUAAUCAUCGAAACAUUUAACCUAAAAUAUAUUACUAUAAAAAAAGCUCGGUUUUCACCUUUGGUUGAGCACAUCAUAUUGCGACGCUGCCAAUAAGAACAAACAAUCGAUUCCCACAAUAUGGCAUCUGUAACUUCUAUUGUCGAUUUGAAACCGUUCAAAACCAGCUGGACGAUCAAGGUGAAGGUUAUUCGAUUGUGGAAACAAACAACUGGUGGUGGUGGUGAGACCAUUGAUAUGGUUCUGUGCGAUGUUAAGGUUUGGAUGUUUUUUUUAAAACAUUUCCCAUGUACUAUUAUAGGGGAUAUGCAUGCAUCUCUUGACAUAAUUCUUUCUCCGUUUUAUACACAGGGAAAUAAAAUUCAUGCUUCAGUGAAGAAGGAGUUGGUGGCUAAAUACGAUCCCUUCCUGAAAGAAGGACACUCAAACAUGUUCAUCAAUUUCUCCUUGGUGCAUUCUGUUGGUUCGUAUAGAACAACAACGCAUCCUUACCGGAUUAGUUUCCUAUCCAAAACCCGUGUCCUACCCAGUGAACAACUGCCGGGGGAACUUUGCGGAUUCCAACCCGUGAAGUACAACGAAGUGCUUGACGGCAGUCUAAAUCCGGAUUAUUUAAUUGAUAUAAUCGGCCAUAUUGUUAAGGUUAGUCACAUUGAACAUGUUAAUGUCAAUGGACAGGAGACAGAGAAACUCUGUGUGGAAUUGCGAAACUCCGAUGAUGAAAGAAUUCCAUUGGUGCUGUGGGGAAAUGCUGCAUGUGAUGUUAAUUAUGCAAUCCAGGUGCGAAGCGAGUACACAACCAUAUGUGUCUUGCGUUUUGGAAAAAUCAACGUGUGGAAUGGAGAACUAUGUGUCAGCAAUGCUUUUAAUAUCAGUGAUAUUGUAUUGGAUCCGGCGAUGACUGAGGUUAACAAUUUCCUUGCUAGUUUGCCAGAGGAUGAUCUCCCUUUAGCCAUUGUGGAGUCACAGUAUGAAGCCGGGGUAAACGGUUCCUCAGAUGGAGAUGCUUCCUUCCGCCCUACACCUAGAAAAACACUUGCGGAGGUUUUACAAACAAAACAGGUUGAGAAGUGUAUUGUGCUGUGCACAGUCGCUGCCAUUGAUGCGGACAUGGGGUGGUUCUACUGGACAUGCAAAGUGUGUUCUAAGGAAGUCUGGAGUGUGCCAAAGUAUAAGGAUGAUGUGCUCGAGCAAUGUUGUUAUUGUGCAACGUGCAAUACUUACAAUCCAAAAACUGAUACUAGGUAUCGGUUGCAUUUGGUUGUGCUUGAUAACACAACCAACACUAAGUUUGUGUUGUUUGAUAAUCAUGUUGCUCAACUACUCAAUCAACCAUUGUUACAUGUUGGUGGACCAUCCGAUAAACCGGAGAUUGCCCGAACAGAUGUCCUCCUACACGCGCUUAACACUGUAGUUGGUAAAACAUACCUCUUCAAGAUAGGAAUUGAACGAGAGAAUCUACUCAACAAACACCAAUCGUACCCGGUCUUAAAGCUAAUUACAGACAAGAAUUCGAAAAAUCGGUAUCAGGACAUUGGUUGUACGAAUGCAGCUGAAGGCACCAACAUUGAUAGUAUGGACAUUCACUCCGAUUUAGCAGAUAUGUCAGAUUCUUUUGCUAUGAGGCCUGCUAAACGAAUAAGGGCCUUGAACAGGGACUUUGGUGAGAGCAAUGCUCAGAAUUCGGGAUCAAACUGUUUCAGUUCCGUCAUGAUCAAGAAGGAGAAGUUAGACAAAAGUGGCUAAAAUUUGGUUGAGUUUCUAGAGAUAUUAAGGCUUUCAUUUUUUGCAUUUUAUAAGGGAGUUAGUUUAUUUUAUUUUGUUUUGUUUAAUAUUGCAAACUUAUAUUGCUUUAGCUAUAAAGCACUAUCUGUUGAUUUCUCAGGUAUUUUUAUAUUAAAGAAAGCCUCUUUAACGAUUCUUGACUUCAAUUUCAUUCUACUCUAUUAUGUAUUGUCUGAGUUGUUGUUUCAUUCCUAUGAUGCCUAAUUCCGCAUCGAUUUUAGUUUGUUUGUCGUGUAUAGCUUUCACGCAUGCAAGUAUAAGUUGUUUAUGCAACACUUCAUAAAGCACGUCCAAACGAGAAGAAUAUUAUUCUUCGUGAUCUGCAUCUUUAGGACGUUACAUUCGAAUUUACGUGCAUACAUGCGGAAAUUUUUUUAAAAUCAGACAACGUACUCAUCCGUUCAAAAAUGACAGGGUGUUAAGCUUCUUGGAAAGAUUAAGUCAUGUGUUUAUUUCGUGUUUUGAAGUAUAUUCUUCUCGCCUUUAUUUAAACAAUUAGUAUUUCUUUUAAGUAUAAGAAUAUUUGUUAUUAUCAUAUAUAUUUCUAAUAUAUAUAUAUAUAUGGAGGAAUAACUGGUUUUGUUAUUUGAGAUUUGGUAAAUAGGUAAAAAAAAUAUUGGAAAACAAACAUUUAUUAUAAUGUUGUAGCGUCUGUGAAUUUGAAUUAUAUUAAUAUUAUUGGAUUCUUGCCGCUAUGUAAAUAUUAUUUUCCAUAUUAAUGUAUUUAUGUAUAUAAACACUAUAUACAUUGCUCCUACGACCAAGAUAUAGCGAUAUAGGUUGACGCCUUACAAUUUCCUAACUCUUUUUCAAGCAGACUUAUUAUCGUAAUACUUUCCUACUUCUUUAUCAAGCAAACUUAAUGGCGUCAUACUUUCCUACUUCUUUAUCAAGCAAACAGUUUUGGAAACUUUAGUACCAUACACAUAUAUAUGUAUUGAAUGUGAGUAAAUAUUUAGUCAUUAAUACUUAGCUUUCUCUUCACGUUGAAUUCAAUACAAACCCUAAAUACCAUGGCUAUAUAACCAAUUCGAGAGUUUCGGACUUCAAUACACAGAAACACCUUCAUCACAAAAGCUUAAAAAAAAAUAAUGAUGCGUACCAGCGCGAUCUCUGAACUCAAACCGUAGAAGUCGAUGUGGAUGAUUAAGGUUAAAGUGAUUCGAUUAUGGAAGCAAUAUUCGGCUGCCGGUGGAGAAACUAUGGAGAUGGUGCUCAUUGAUUCAAACGUAACUUUACAAAUAUUUUUCAGUACUUCUGUCCAAAAUGUUUGUCUAUAUGGCUUCAUGUUCUCUUUGGCAUGAAAUCUAACUUAUUGUCUUAUUUAUUGUUACAUGUCUUAGGGUGACCGAAUCCAUGCAUCAGUGAAGAAAGAGCUGGUUGCACAGUUUGAACCAGCUCUGAAGCAAGGUUACAGGAAAAUACUCCUCAAUUUUGCACUAACCCAAUCUGUUGGUUCCUAUCGAACGUCCAAGCAUGCUUACAAAAUCGGAUUCCUUUCCACCACCCGUGUUCGUUACUGUGAUGAUUGGACAGAUAAUGUCCCGGAAUUCUCACCUGUGAAAUACAGAGAGGUUCUUGAAGGGGCUAUGAACCCUGAUUAUUUGGUUGGUUAGUACCGAUCUUUCCCUUUACUCAAAUCAUAUUUUGAAUUCAUUUCUUUCGCUUAUAGUGGUCUAUUAAGUGUUAAAAGGUCUAUCUGUUCUAUAUUGCAGAUGUAAUUGGACAGGUUGUCGAGGUGAGUAAUGUUGAAGUUGUUGCUGUGAAUGGAAAGGAUACAAAUAAGAUAGCAUUGCAACUGCGUGACUCGGUGUAAGCUUAUUAUACACAUAUUUGUGUGCCCCAUCAGUAAUAUAUUGCCCAUCAAUUCCUGGUGAAAUGCACUGUGUUUGUUAGCGUAUCUGAAAGGUGUAUUUACAAAUGGUGUCGUAGGGAUGAUCGGCUUACAGUUGUCCUGUGGGGAAAAUUUGCCAAUGAUAUUGAUGAUGCUAUCCAAGGAAGUAACGGACAGUCUGUCAUAUUUGUGUUAAGGUUUGGCAAGAUUAAAGUGUGGAAAGGUACAAAUUGAAUUAUUGAAUACUGAAUAUACUGUUGUACUUUACGAAUUCAUAUGAUGGUCCUUUAUUUGUAUCAGAUGAGUAUAGCAUUUCAAACGCUUACAAUGUUUCUGACAUCUUUGUCAAUCCAACGAGCGCAGAGGCUCAUGCUUUUAUUGAAAUGUAAGUUUUUUCAUCAAUGUUGAAUGUUAUUAAAAAUAUAUAUUAAUUAGCAACUAACAUUGUAUAAUCUUUUAUUGUCAUUAGGUUGCCAAAGGAUAACAUGUCUUUAUCAAUUGUCGAGGCUAAUCCUAACAGAGCAAUUUCUGGCGUGUCUGAUAAGGAUGAUUUUUUUGUGCACACAAGCAGAAAGAAUAUCGCUGAGCUUUUCUGUACUAAACAGGUUAGCGUUAUACCUCUGCGUUAACUUUUUAAAAUCUGGGCGUUCGUAUCCUAGCAUAAACUCUUUUAAAUUUUUCAGUUGGAGAGGUGCAUUCUGAUGAGCACGGUUGUUUCUAUUGACGCUGAUAUGGGGUGGUUCUAUCUUAGCUGCAAAGUGUGUUCCAAAAAAGUUUUAACUGUACCAAAUGAGACCAUAGAAGAUGGUAGUGGCGAAGAUGUGAUGGGGCAUAUAUACUUUUGUGUCAAAUGCAACACGUAUAAACCUUCGAUAAUGCCAAGGUGAGGAACACGUCUUUGUUUUUAUAGUAAGGUAUAUUUUAUACCAUAGAUUCACUUUAUAAACAGCAUACCUAUAUGAGUUCAAUUUAUUAUGAAUUAGGUACAAGUUGCAUUUGGUUGUUGUUGAUGAAACAAGAUUGACGACAAAGUUGCUUCUGUUUGAUAACCAUGCUGUGCAACUUCUUCGUCAACCAUGCACUGAGCUUGCAGGACCGAUGCUAAACGAUAUGGUAAUCCGUUUUAAGUUUAUUAAGCGUUUUUUCUUAGUUUUUUUUGUGCUAAUAUAUACAAUUGUUCAUUGUAGCUGGAAGAGACUAAUGUCAUCCCUGAAGCUCUCAACAGUAUUAUUGGGAAAACGUUUCUCUUUAAGCUAAGUAUUGAGAAGGAGAAUUUACAAUACAAACAUGAUACCUACAAGGUGAUGAAAAUCAUCAGCAACAAAGAACUGAUUGAGGAGUUUGAGCAAUUCGUGUCGCCUAAGGUAUUCACAUUUGCCUAAAAACUUUGGUCUCCCAAAACUAUUUACCUUUCCAGAUUUUUUAACUAACUAUUCCGUUUUUCUAGGCAAGUGAAGACACGAUGGUGCCAUAUAUGUCAGCCCAAUCCGAUGCUCCUGAGGUAUAUCUACUGGCUAAUUCGUCAAUUUGUUAAUUCGUGUAGGGUUAUAUUCUAAAUGUACUUCGUAUCGAUUUCACUAUUCAUUAUAGGCUAAUCUGACGCUACCCCGAUCGUCGUCACCGAGCUCAGUUUCAAUUGAUCAGUCCACACCAGCGAAGCGUUUACGUGGGCCCGUACUGAAUUUACAGGAAGCAUUUGACGAGAGUUCCGUGAGCAAAAAAUCAUGUCCACUCAAAAUCAAGCAAGAGAAAUUAGGAAAAAGUGGCUGAAGAGUGUUGACGAUGAGCUAUUACGGAGGCUUUCUAUAGAUUUUUAAUAUUAUAGCUGGUUUUUUUCCUUUCAGUUGGUGUUUUGCUUUUUGUUUACGUUGAGCAACUAAAGUGGAGUUUACUCCUGUUUUAAUAUAUAAUAGAAAGCCUCUUUCAAUUUUAUGUUAUUUGCUUUCUGGUGCUGCAUUGCAACUUUACUCUUUUUUGAAUUUCGCUAUUUAGUACCGGAAUAUUCAAUUAUCAAAGAAACAUUGAUUUCGUGUUUUGGUUUUGUCAAGUAUUACACAGGUUUUUUAUUGUCAUCGCCCUUGCCUACUUUGAGUAACAAUAAUAGUUACUAAACUGAAAUAAAAUCUAACGUGCUAUGGCCGAAAUAUACAAGGACGCACUGUUUAAGAUUCAGCAAUUAUUAACAAAUUUACAAAAUAAAUUUGACUGCCAUGUCAAUGACCUCUUUAAUUGUAUCAUGAUACAAAACUUGGAUGACAGAUGUAAUAUAUUUGCGUAAGAGAUAUGAGAUUAGUUUCCCAUAUGACAUAUAUUUACUUUCCCUAAAAGUGAUUCCAUAAUAGGGGAAGUACUUUUACUCUUAUAAAAAUAGUAAUUGACUGUUUAUUCCGUGUGUAGCAACCAUGGAUAAGCACACGCAUACAACGGAUGGUGGAGGUAAGCACUAUAUGUUUGAUGGGUGAAAAAAGAAUUUUGGUUCUAUCCUUGCUAAGCACUUUAAAUUACUACCCAUCUAUAUGAUAUGCAGAGAUACCGGUGGGAGACACUGGUGAGUUUACACAAAGCACUGUAAAUCACAUUGGAAGACAAGGGACAUACAGAGCUGCACGAUCCCAAAGGCGUCGUAUUUUAAGCCAAACGAGAUUAAAGAAGCGUGCGUUUUUCUAAUCUAUAAAACGUUAAUGUUAAUUUGAUAUAUUUUCGCAAUACGCCACUGUUGUAUCCGCAGAGAUCCGCGCAAUGGGAAGCGCUGAAGACGAAUCAAGAAAUAUUCAUAGUGUUCAGAGGGAUGCAAGGGCUAAUAGGCGUCAAAUUUUAGGAAACAAGCGAAAUUUCAAUGAUAUUCACUCUUCUAAUACAGAGUCAGCUGAUCUUUUAGAAUCCAGUUCUACAGAAAUUUUGACGAGAAGGAGUUUCUGCAAUGGAAUUGUUUUGACAGAGGGUACGUUAAAUUAUAUUAGGUAGCAUAUAACCUCUUUCUGUAAGUUGAGAGUCAAUGUAGUUGCUGUUUUUUAUGUUAAAAUUGUAGUGCCUAUUUCGCAAGUUGAUGUGCCAGUGAGAAUAAACGUAGCAGAGAAGCAACCAUCAUUGCGUAAUCAAGAGUUGUUCAGAGGAAUGAUAUUGACAGACGGUCGUUGACUAUAUCUUUUCAAUUAAAUUUAUACAUACGAAUAAAUUGUUGCUACGUUUACUAAUAAAGAUUUUCACUUGCUUUAUGGUUAAUCAUAGUGCCUCUCAGCGAAGGGUAUGCUCCAAUACAUAAAGGAGCGAAGAGGCAACAAGUUCGCCAACAGACUUCAAAUCAAGUGAGAAUGGAUGUGAAUACGGUGGCAUGGAGUUCUACAACGCGUAUGAAAGCAGGGCGAAUUCAAAGUAACAUAAUUUGCUCCAACACUCAACAAAAUGUUUCGAACAGUCAGCAAACCAUGAAUCUGUCUGGUAUGCGAAGUCAUUUAGGAAAGGAUAAUAUUAUUCAAACAUAGAUGUUUCUUAACAGACAUACUCAUGCAUGUUUCAUAUUAUUAACUAAGGCGAAGUUGUCACACAAAAGGAGGACCUCCGACAGAAUAACCGGGAGACCAAUUCAAGAUCCACUAUCUUUAAUGACAUAACAAAUGUUUUGGGAACUUCUAAUAGAGUUGGCACUAAUCAACGGCCAGUUCAAGUGGGGCAAAAGAGAAAAUUGAGUCGAAGGGACUCCAUAUGUGUAUCCCCGGGCGUUGAUAAUGCGAAUCAGAACAGCAGAGGUAGUUUUGAUUAUAUGCUUCUUAUUUGUUUUAAGAAAACUAUGACUAAGAAUAUAUUUUACAUUCUGCGCAUAUUUCAACGGAUAUUUGCGUUACGUUACAGGGACGGAUUUGGAUUGUCCAGUCAAGAAAAAGUCGAAAGGGCAAGAGAUAAUGAAACCAGAUACUCUGCUUAACGUAUCUAAAAAUAACAGCGUAACCAUAUCUCAGCCUGUAAAGGAUCCAGAUUUUAUAACUUGGUCUUCUACAUUGUCAUCGAUACGAAGACAUGAUACUGGUUUAGUUAUCGACUGUGAUCCUACCCAGCCUUUAGAUAAGUCAUUCGCACCCGAAGUUGAUGUAAGUUGUCAGACAGCCCCGGAGGUGGAAACUUUUACUACAGUAGAUGAGAGUGAUGAAGAAGGUAAUACUUUAUUAUAUGCUGUCUUUUCAUUAUGUUGUUUGAUAAUUUUGAAGCGAAAAGUAAACCACCUUUAUUUUAUUCUUUGUGUGUAGAUUCGGGUGAUGAGUACUGGGACUGUUCUAGCAAUGAUGCAGAUGAUUUGAACUCUGAUUCAGACAUUGACGAAAAUGGUACUCUCGCCCAGAGGCAGCAACGUCAGUUAUACAUUAACAAGGUGUCCGAAUGUUUUUCAAAUUCAUUUGGGGGGAAUACGCAGAGUAAUGCCAUAACUUCAGUGUCUGGACCGCCUACCAGAAAAGAAGAAGGUAAAAUGAUACAUACGUUUAAAAUAACCCAACAGUAUAUGACAAACUAUAUAAGACCCUGUUGAAUUCAUCAUAACAAGUAAUUGACUGGCAGAGUAUAAAGAUGACGGAGAUUUGACCAACGAAUGUGCAUACUGUGGAGCGCUAUUUUGGUUUAACGAACGAAUAGGGAAGGGCAGGAAGACAAGAAAUCCAGUAUUCACCAUGUGUUGUAUGAGAGGCAAAAUAAAGCUUCCUGUUCUUAAAGAACCACCGGAACUGCUUUUAAGGCUGCUUACUAAUGAUGAUGUUAUCAGCAAACAUUAUCGGGACAAUAUAAGACCCUUAAACAUGAUGUUUUCCUUUACAUCACUAGGAGGGAAAAUAGAUAAUUCUAUUAACACGGGAAAGGGUCCAAAAGUUUUCAAGAUGCAUGGGGAGAAUUAUCAUUUAAUUGGAAGUGUGAAGCCAAAACCUAACGAGACGGCAAAGUUUUCUCAGUUAUAUAUCCAUGAUACAGAGAAUGAAGUUCAAAAUCGAUUGUCUGCAUUGAGGUAAUAAGGUCGAUAGAACUAUUUCCCUUUCUUCAUACUACCCUAUCACUUAUCGUGUUUCUGGUUCAAUUUUGUAUGUUGCAGUGGGAACAAAGAGAAAAGCAAAAUUAGGGCGGAUCUGGUAAAGGAAAUUAUGGAAAUGUUGAGGGCAUGCAAUGUUCAUGUGAAGUCUUUUCGGAAUGUUAUGGAUAGAUUUAAUGACGCAGACGAUACGGAAACACUGUCUUUGGUCUUGCUCCAUACGCGUUUACAAGAUGGACGUGUUACCAAUCUACCCACAGCUUCGGAAGUAGCUGCGUUGGUUGUUGGUGAUUUUCGGGAGAAUAUGGACAAGCGUGAUAUUAUUCUAGAGAAAACGUCUGGGAAACUUAAGAGGAUAAAUGAGUUGCAUCCUUGCUAUCUACCUAUGCAAUAUCCUCUUAUUUUCCCUUACGGUGAGGACGGUUUUCGUCUAGGAAUAAAAAAUGGUUUCACAGGAAUAACUAAAAACAAGAAACCUAAUAUAAGCAUGAGGGAAUUUUUUUCCUAUCGGAUUAUGAUUCGCAAAGUUGGAUCGCAUGUUCUUCUUCUCAGCCGACGUCUACUGCAACAAUUUCUGGUUGAUGCAUAUACUAUGAUUGAAAGCCACCGUCUUCGAUUCAUCAGAAAAAACCAGGCAAAACUAAGGACGCUAAAGUUCAGUAAGUUUGUUGCUGCUGCAAAUGAGGGUCAUUCAAAUGUGUCUAUUGAGGGAAACCGCAUUAUCUUACCAGCUUCUUUCACUGGGGGUCCUCGAUAUAUGCAUCAAAUGUAUUUAGAUGCCAUGACGAUUUGCAAAUACUUUGGAUUUCCCUCUCUAUUUAUUACAUUCACGUGUAAUCCAAAAUGGCCUGAGCUGGAAAGGUAUAUGCAGAAGUUUAAUCUAAAGGCUGAGGACAGACCCGAACUGUGUUGUCGACUCUUCAAGAUUAAGUUGGAUAGGUUAAUGGACGAUCUUACAAAGAAAUAUCUGCUUGGGAAAACUGUUGCUGGUAUGUAUAUACUUUGUGUGUAUUGUGAAUUUUAAAGAUAGGUUGUGAUGUCGUUUUAUAAUACCUAACUUAUUCAGUGUAUUACUCACAGCAAUCUACACAGUCGAGUUUCAAAAACGAGGCCUUCCACAUGCGCAUAUUCUGCUAUUUAUGGAUGCGUUGCACAAGCUACCGGGAGCGGAAGAUAUAGAUCGUAUAAUUUCUGCUGAAAUCCCUGAUAAAGAGUCUGAACCGAGAUUAUAUGAAGUUGUGAAAAACAUGAUGAUUCAUGGGCCAUGUGGUGUUGUGAACAGAGGAUCUCCAUGUAUGGUAGAUGGACGAUGUAGCAAGUUUUUUCCACGGAAUUUUGUAGAGACAACGACAGUAGAUGCUCAAGGGUACCCCGUGUAUCGAAGAAGGGACAAUGGAGCUUUCAUUGAGAAGAAGGGAAUUAAAUGUGACAACAGGUUUGUAGUCCCCUAUAACAAGGAACUCUUACUUAGCUACAAUGCACACAUCAACGUGGAGUGGUGUAAUCAGUCAAGAUCUAUAAAAUAUUUAUUUAAAUACAUCAACAAGGGCCAAGAUCGUGUCACCGCAACAAUAACUCAAAAAUCGACAACUGAGUCUGCAGCUGAAGGGAAUACUGAUGCAUCUGGGGUCACAGCAGCCUCUGUCACUACGAACGCCUCAGAAAACGUUGAACCACAAGUUGAUGAAAUUAAAAAGUACUUUGAGGCCAGGUAUAUAUAAAAGAGCUUUACUUGGGUAACGGUUUUUUUAGCUAUGUUGUACUGUUAACAACAACUAUAUAAUCCAUUCCAGGUAUAUUUCUUCUUGCGAAGCAACGUGGAGAAUACUGGCUUUUCCAACGCAUUACCGAUCUACACCCGUGGAGAAGCUUACAUUCCAUUUAGAAGGCGAACAACCGGUUAUAUACAGGGAGGGUGAUACGGUUUCAAGUGUUAUGGAACGCAGUUUUUUAUGCAAGACAAUGUUCUUAGCUUGGUUUGAAUGUUGUAUCAAGUACCCCGAGGCGAGAGAACUGACAUAUGCGCAAAUGCCAACAAGAUUUGUUUACGACGCAAAACAGAAAGAAUGGAACCCACGGAAGAAAGGUUUUGCGAUAGGUAGAUUGGCGCCGGUAUCCCCAGGUUCAGGUCCGCAAUAUUAUCUAAGGGUUUUGAUAAAUAAGGUAAAAGGCCCAACGUGCUAUGCAGAUAUCAGAACUGUCAAUGGUGUUAUUCACCCGAGUUAUGAGGAUGCAUGUUUCGACCUUGGACUGUUGGAUGAUGACAAAGAAUAUAUUGAAGGUUUGAAAGAGUGUAGUUUCUGGGCAUCAAGUGGAUAUGCGCGCAAACUGUUUGCUAAGAUGUUGAUAUCGGAUAGUUUGUCUAUGCCUAAAUUAGUUUGGGAAGAAACUAAAGAUAUUUUGUCUGAAGAUGUGCUUUAUAUGGAGCGAAAAAAACGACGUAAUCCAGGUAUAUACUGAUUGAUUGUUAAUGUAUACGUCUAUAUGGUAAGGAGCGUUAAUUUACUUUAAGUAAAAAAAAUCGUAAUUUUGUUUUUGUAGGUCUGAUUUUGACCGAAGAAGAGAUUCUUAAUUCAACUUUGAUUAUGAUUGAAACUAUUCUACGUCAGAAGAAUACUUCUUUGGAUAAAUGGACAACAAUGCCAAAGCCAGUGUAUAACUGUAAUUCCCUCUGCGAGAAUCAGUUGUUACAGGAUGAGCUCAACUAUCCAAGAGAUGAGUUGCGUGUUAAACACGCUGAAUGGCUUCCGCAGAUGACAGAUGAGCAAAGAUCAGUGUACGAGGAGAUAAUAUCUGCAGUUAUAAACAAAAAAGGUGGAGUUUUUUUUGUUUAUGGAUUUGGAGGAACAGGAAAAACAUUCAUGUGGAAUAUUUUGUCAGCUGCAAUACGAUCUAAAGGUGAUGUUGUACUUAAUGUGGCAUCCAGCGGCAUUGCCUCUUUACUACUACCUGGUGGGAGAACAGCUCAUUCACGGUUCGGAAUUCCUAUCAAUCCAGAUGAAUCCUCCACUUGCAAUAUUCAACCAGGCAGUGAUCAAGCCGAGGUAAUAGAAAAAUCUUCUUUAAUUAUAUGGGAUGAGGCACCUAUGAUGAGUAGACACUGCUUUGAAGCACUAGAUCGGAGUUUGGGUUAUAUUAUGAAGACUGCAGAUGGAACACCUUAUGGCGGAAAAGUUGUCGUUUUUGGAGGGGACUUCAGACAGAUAUUACCAGUUAUUCCAAGGGGAAAUAGGGCCGACAUUGUAAUGGCGACGCUUAAUUAUUCAUACUUGUGGAAGCAUUGCAAAGUUCUUCAACUGUCAAAAAAUAUGAGGUUGUUAGCAGAAACAAAUAUUCGCGAAGCUGAAGAGAUUAAAGAAUUCUCAGACUGGAUAUUGGCUUUGGGAGAUGGAAGAAUCAAUGAACCAAAUAGUGGAGAAGUUCUGAUUGAUAUUCCGAAAGAUCUAUUGAUUAAAGAGGCUAAUGAUCCAAUUCGUGCUAUUGUUUCAGAAGUAUAUGGAAACACUUUCAAAGAUUCUAGAGAUCCAAUAUUCUUUCAAGAAAGAGCUAUUUUGUGUCCAACAAAUGCAGAUGUUGAGGUGAUAAACAACUACAUGCUUGAUCAGCUAACAGGUGCGUCAAGUUGUACUAUAUAUUAACCGCAAUUUUCAAUUAAUACUUAGCAGUUCGUAAGCAAAAGAAAUAUUUUAAAAAUGUGUUUUUCGUUAUAGGUGAGGAGAAGAUAUACUUAAGUUCUGACAGUAUCGAUCCAACUGAUACGAAAUCGCAAGAUGAUUCUAUUUUCUCUCCGGAAUUCCUCAAUAGUAUAAAAACUUCAGGGUUACCAAACCAUACUCUUAGACUGAGAGUUGGAACCCCUGUUAUGAUAUUAAGAAAUAUCGAUCCGGAAGAGGGUUUGUGCAAUGGAACGCGUUUACAGAUAACCCAGCUGGCAAAUCAUAUUCUACAGGCGAAAGUGAUUACAGGAACUAGAGUCGGUGAGAUCGUAUGGUUACAUCGAAUGUUAAUUACGCCAUCUGAUACAAAGCUUCCAUUUAAAAUGCGGCGUAGGCAAUUCCCAUUAAAGGUUGCGUUUGCGAUGACAAUCAACAAGAGCCAGGGUCAAACAUUAUCAAACGUAGGGUUGUAUCUACCCAAAUCGGUGUUUUCCCAUGGACAGUUGUAUGUCGCUGUGUCUCGGGUGAAGUCAAGGAAAGGAUUAAAGAUUCUGAUAACCGACAAGGAUGGAAAACAGGAGAAUAGUACCAUGAAUGUUGUCUAUAAAGAAGUUUUCCAGAAUUUGUUUGACAAUGAGCAAUGAUUUGACAAUAUUUCGACAUACUUGGCAUAGCUUUGGUUGGUAAACAUAUAUGCUUUCUUAUCACAUAAAUUAUACUGUAAUUGUGCGUUUAGUAGUUGCGGUUACAUGUUGUGUUGUCUACAUGGUAGGUUUUAAAGAGAAUGUCGAUUUCGUGAAGGAGUGAUCUCAUUGAAGUAUGACAUCUACAUUUUGCUCGACUAUCUUAUAUUUUAACAGACGUAUAAAAUAUAAAUUUGUACACCGUAACGGAUUGUUUAGAAACUAUUAUUUUGACUAACUGAAAAACUAAUUCUUUUGACAUAAGAUAACAACAAAUGCAUUGAUCUUUUUUCAAGCAGGUAUAUAGCUUAACAAACAUCAGUAAGCAAGCGGAGACUUAAUCCGGGGUUCACUAAGGCUAGGCUACAACGAGUAAACCUAAAUGCUAGAAAACCUAAACCAAAGUCAAACAUUGAUCUACUUUGAAUUAGAACUAUUUUGUGUUAUUGUGAACUGACCUAUUCGGUAUAAUAUUUUCCGUCACUGCAAUGUGGAAACGCAGAUCCAUUUGAAUGCUUUUUCUUCCUUUGUUGAUGUUCAACGACAUGUUCGUGUUAGGGCUGUCAUUAUUUAUAAAAAAUUUGGUUAGUAUAGUAGUAAAACAACUCAUUCUACCUAGAAUGCAUAUGUCAUGUUUAACUGGCAAGAAUCUAUAUAACUUGAUUAUUGGUAUUGAGCAUCACUAUUAUUUUAGAAAUUAAGAUUAGAAACAUAAAGGCUAAAUAGUACAUAACAUUGUUUACGUUUUGUCCAACCCAUCUACUAUAGUUGCACGUAGUUAUAAAUUAUUUAUGGAGCAGCUAAUUAUGAGUAUUAGAGCAUACUGCAUUUAAUAUCCAAGUUCGUCAUUUCUUUGUAGUCAGAUGAUAUAUAUAAUCGUAGAAACCGUUUACAAUAAGAAAAAAUGUCCAGAAUGUACAUAGGACGGCAAACAAAAGUGGGCCACAUUUAAAAAAAAAACUAAAAUCCAAUAACUACGGAGUACUAAUAAGGUCCCGUCCAACUUUAAAUAAAGGUCCAAGGUAUUUCUGUAUCGAAUUAGAUGUGCGCACGAAGUCGCUUGGUCCAUCAAGGUAUAUGAGAGCCUUUUAAAAAUAUACUGGAAUAAUAAUGAAUGCGAGAUUAUAGAUACUUUUCCAUAACUAUAUAAUCAUUAAAUACUAUAGAAAUUGUGUUUAACAUAUAAAGAGUACUUUGUAGUGUACUUACACGCUUAAGGAAAUCUCCAAUAAUGAUUCUAACACGCUUCUUUAUUCACUUUCGAUACGUAGCAUAAUAUCUACAGUGCCGUUGCUCUAACAAUUCCGUGACAUUUAAUUGCAAACAUAUCUAAUGUUUUAGAUUUCCUGUGUACCACCGAGUUUUCGCAAAGGUAAAAAAAAUAUUUAUCACUGUCGUAAACAAGCUUACAAAUAUUUUAUUACCUAUACAUCUAGGUUUAAAUCUAUUCUUUCUUUGCCAUGCACGUUAUUAAACUAGAUGUGAACCCUAAUUACUCUAAGACCUAUAUAUAUAUACGUCCAUGCCAGUGCACCAAAAACACACACAAAGUCUUCUAUAUUAACCUCUUUUAAUUAUGUCUGCUUUUACCUUACUGUCAAAACUGCAGUAUGAGAUUAAGAAACCUGCUAUUCGUGUUCAAGUUAUUAGCAAAUGGAGGACCACAACUUCAGAGACAGAGCUGUUAGUUGUGGAUGAGAUGGUUUGUGUUUUUUUCUCAUAAAUUGUAUAUCUUUUCUUGAGGCCAUAACUAACGUUAGGAUGUAUUUGUUUAUAUAGGGUAGUAAAAUUCAAGGAACAUUUCAUGAUGAAUGCAUGGAAUCAAACAAAAUCAUUGUCAAGGAAGGUGAAUGGUAUGAAAUAUAUAAUUUCAAACUGAUUCACAAUUUCCGUAUGGUCAAAACUACAACAAACCGCUACCAUGUUGUGACCAACGUCAACACCGUUAUUACCAAGCUGGAAGCACGAUUGACAUGCAACUACUAUGUUUUUAAAGAUUUUAAAACCAUAAUCCGAGGCCUUGCCCAUCCCAAGUUCUGCAUAGGUAUUGUGUCUUGCAUUAACUUAUCUUUAAUUAUUUACAGUCUACAAAAUCAAACUAAGUUUUGGUCUUUUACUUCGUAAAUUUGAGUUGCGGUUUGCUUAUACGUGUAGACAUCUAUGGAUCUUUGGUGUUUGUUGGGAACCUUGAAUUUGUUGAAGUUGCUGCUGGUAUUGUGAAACCUAAAACGGUUUUUAGCUUAAUAAAUCCAGAGUAAUUUUUCUCACAUUUAUACAGUUCAAUUGUUAAAUCUAACUUUGUUAGAUUUUGUCAUAAUCUGACACUGUUUAACUACAUCAAUGGCAGGUACAGUCCUAUUAAUUGUGUUGCAUAUGGAACUACUGCUGUUGAAUUACUAACUUAUUGGAAUUCAAGGAAAGCAAAUGUUGUUUUGUGUGUGUUAAGUGUUUGGCAAAUUGAAAGGGACGAAGGUAAUAAUAUAUAGCUUUAUAUUACAAUGUAUAUAACGCUUACCUUUUCAUUGUUUAAGUUAUUAGUUUUCAAUUUGAAAUCGGUAGGUGGAUUCAGAUUCAUGACCAAUAUUGAAGGUUGUUCGAAGAUUGUAUUUGAGCCUAACAUUCCAGAGAUUGAAGAAUUUAGGAAAAAGUGAGUAGUACUUUACAUUUGUAUACCGAUAAAGGAAGCUAACCCAUAAAAGUGAUUUUACAUUUCCUUUUUAAAAAUUUUAAUAUUUUGCAGGAUUCCACCUCAUGCCUAUUGACGACUUGCACGAAGACAGACAGUAUGACAAGGAUGUUUGGUUUUUUUUAAUUUACGCAGUUUUCUACAAGACUUUACAUUUUUUUAUUUGUUUCUUUUUCUGCUCUAUUAUGGUUUUCUUUUAAACUAUGCUAAUGUGCUUUACUACCUAUUCGUUGUCUUAUGAAUAAUAUUAUUUCGUGUUUCUAAAACAUCUAACUUAUAUUUACACUUGAUAUCUUUGUUCACUUUUCAAAGAAAUUUAUAGUUAUGGAUAGUUAUACUCCUAAUCUCAUAAUUUUGUAUUUAAUGAUUUCGUGUGAAGUUCAUAACCCAAUCACAAACAUGUAUGCUUUCGGAAGCUAACCUUGAAUCAAGUUGAACAAAGGUUCUUCACAAUGCGCGGACAGUUGUGAGGCAAUAUUUCAUCGUUACGAAUUCUGUAUGCCUCGCUUUGUUAAUGGCGUUAAAAUUGUCUGCAUUACAUUACUCUCGAUUCAUAUUUUAGGAUUAAUUAACAAAUAGAACUUACCAAAAGGUUUUGUUGAAAAUACCUGCUUAAAUCAGCAUAGGAUCCGCUUUAUUAUUUAGUUGUUCAGUGUAUCCACUUUCUUCAACCGACUCCUUUUUUCCAGAUAGAAACACCCAGAUAUCCCCUUUACAAGCAUCACAUAAUCGAUCUUCUGUGCAACAAAGAAGAUAACAAAUAUAAAACCUGCAUCCAUAUCAAUUGGGAUUUUGCAAUUCGAUUUAUAUAGCCGAAAAUUAUUUUGCGUUGUUUCAAAACCUCAAUCUAAUACAUGUCCGGGUUAUCUACAUCUUACAAGGACAGAGUGGAAGCAGGGAAUAUGAAAUUUCCAGAAUCAAUACGCUUUUCAAUAUCAGAUCCGAAAACUAUCAUAACUAAUUUUUUUAUUGGGAAAUGGAGACUAACCUUAGCGCGUUCCAUCUUGAUCGAAGAAGCGAAUUUCCUGAUGUAUAGAUAGUCGGACAGUAAAAAGUCGAACCUUGAUCUGCUAUCUGGGAUGUUAGAUAGUCUAUGAAGAAAUUUUGCGGACGAAUGCGAGAGAAGAAAUAAAAAAAAACCGACAAAAUGAGUGAGGAAAUGAUGCAUCGUAGCUGGAUUUACUUUAGAGGAUAUGAUUCAGACUUUAUGAUUUUGGGCUCCAUUUAUUAAAAAUGGAUGCAUUUUUUUAGCUCAUUAUCUCAGAAAAGGCCAUUGAGAUCCGAUCAAAUAAACUCACUAAAAGGCUUUUGGCCCAUCAGUCCCCUCAGUCAGUUCAAUAACCAUAUCACAUAAAAAUAUUCUUCAUCUUGCCCAUUAUGGUUAAAUAAAAUAACCAAUUAGAACCAAAAUGUAAUCUGUCGAUAAAACAAACGAUCAAAACAUUGAAUCAUGUCCAGUUUAACAAAUCUCAACUUCAUUGCCUAACCCCGCGCAAGGCGCGGGUCUUAUCCUAGUAUCUUUAUAUAAUCCAAGAAGGAAUUAUGAAGCAUCUUUUGUUUCCACGUGGCAGCUAACUAGGAGAGGGAAAGAUUUGGUUAGGAAACACAAUGCCAAGAAUCACUCGAUAUUUGAGUAAUUAAGUACAACUCAAAAUUUGUAAUUAGUUUGCUAAUCAAUUGAUUAGCGUUAGGGGGUACACAUCUAUAUUAUUAAAACUGAAGUACCUUUUGGUACUGUUUGGAAACUUAGAUAGUAGAUUAAAUGAAAAUUGUUUGGAAACAAGGAUAGCAGAUUAAAUAUUUUUUUAUUUACAUAUUUAGUCACUGUAUUUAUUUCUUCUUUACAGAUUCUGUCGUUUGGAAACUUGGAUAGCAGAUUAAAUGAGAAUUGUUUGGAAACACGGAUAGCAGAUUAAAUAUUUCUUUUUAUUAACAAAUUUAGCCAUUACAUUUCUUUCUUAAUUACUAAUCUGCCGCUUCACUUAAAAUAUAAUAUCAUAAAAUUAAUAAUAAUUCAUAAAAACCUACUGUAAAAAAUUAAAUUAUUUUUAAAUAAAUAAACAAAAAAAAUCAAUAGGUUAAUAUAUGAAUAUUACAAUUACAUCAAAUUGCAUCAAUUAUAAAAUUAUAAAUAUAAUAUUACGUACAUAUAAGAAAUUAUUAUCAAACAUCUAUAUUAUAAUAUAAUAUAUUCUACUCUAAAUAUUUUACAAAACAUAAAAAUAUAAAUGGACAUUUUAUAAAAUAAAUGGUUUACAAAUUUACAUUGAACGCAAGUUAAAUCUAACACCCGCGCGGGGGCGCGGGUCAAGAUCUAGUUUCUCUUAAUGAAGAGCCACUUUUAUGGUUCGUCAAAUUGCUAUUCUAUUAUUGAAAUUUCCUCGUGUUUACAUAGUAUUUGACAUUAAUGGAAGUUAACAUUCCCUAAAUAAAAAUGAAUAUGUACGAGGGAGGAUCAAUUAACAUAUAUUAGAUUGAUUAACAUAAAUUAAUCUUAUGUUUUAUAUAGUGGUCCAUCGAACGGUCGAAAUUUUAAAUUUUCAAAUUCAAUAUAUAUUUAGGUAAUACAUUUAAAAGAAAUUAGUUAUAUUUUCAAAACAUCUAGACCGUGUAAUUGAAAAAGUGGAACGUUUUAGAGUAUUCAUACAUAGUAGAAAUCUAAAGUAUUUGAUAAUGCCAGGCUGCCAUCAAUAAUUUGAAGUUUAUGAGAUAAGAACAGAUAACUAUAUUGAUUAUUGUACGACCAUGAAACAAACAAAUAUAAGAUCAAUGUAAUCACAACCAAAAUAGCUUCGCUUGUUAGCUAAUUAUUUGGCUGUGUUUCAUAAUCGUAGGUCGAGGGGACAGAAGCUCCUAAAUUUGGUCUCUAUAAGCUAAAAAUGCAUGUAACUACAUUACUUUUUCUUUUUGUAAAAAUUAUGAUAAUAUAUUGACUAUAGAGCGGCUUCAAAAGGCCAGACCAAAAUAUUAAAUUCAAUAUUAGCUACUCCCUCCGUUCUACAAAAAUAAACGUUUUAGUAUUUUCACACAUAUUAA